AUGGCUAAUCGCUAUGAUCCGAAUCCUUUCGCUGAGGAAGAAGAAGUCAAUCCUUUCGCUAAUCCGGGGAAAAUUCCGCCUGCAUCGAAUUCGAGACUUUCGCCUUUGCCUCCAGAGCCUGUUGGUUUCGAUUAUGGUCGAACCGUAGACAUUCCUCUUGACAGGGAAAGAUCCGGUACACAGGAUUUGAAGAAGAAAGAGAAGGAACUCCAAGCCAAAGAAGCUGAGCUAAGACGACGGGAGCAGGACCUCAAACGGAAAGAAGACGCUGCUGCACGAGCUGGAAUCGUUAUCGAAGUGAAGAACUGGCCGCCAUUCUUCCCUCUUAUCCACCACGACAUUGCAAACGAGAUUCCGGUUCAUCUCCAAAGGCUACAGUAUGUUGCCUUUGCAACAUAUUUGGGGUUGGUUCUUUGUCUUUUCUGGAAUAUCAUCGCCGUUACUACAGCUUGGAUCAAAGGAGAAGGAGUGACAAUAUGGCUUCUUGCCCUUAUUUACUUCAUAGCGGGAGUUCCAGGAGGCUAUGUGUUAUGGUAUCGGCCCCUCUACCGUGCCUUCAGAACUGAUAGUGCAUUGAGCUUUGGAUGGUUUUUCUUGUUCUAUAUGCUCCACAUUCUUUUCUCCGUCUUUGCUGCAGUUGCUCCACCUGUUGUCUUCAAAGGAAAAUCUCUUGCAGGGAUCUUACCUGCAAUAGAUGUCUUAAGCGGUAAUAUGUUGGUCGGGAUAUUCUACUUCAUUGGGUUUGCGUUCUUCUGCCUCGAAUCAGUGGUCAGCAUCUGGGUGAUUCAGCAAGUGUAUAUGUACUUCCGAGGCAGCGGGAAACAAGAUGAGCUGAGACGGGAAGCGGCAAGAGGAGCCCUGAGAGCCGCCGUAUGA
Molecule: messenger RNA, 876 nt
Organism: Arabis nemorensis
Lineage: Eukaryota; Viridiplantae; Streptophyta; Magnoliopsida; Brassicales; Brassicaceae
Source: the annotation of a GenBank genome assembly